UUAAUUGUUAGGGAUUUAAAAAAAAAAAUAGUCCAGAAUUUUAACAAUUCAGUAGUUGAUCUCUCCAAAACCAAAAGGAAUGUCAUCGGAAAAUCUCUCGGCGACGCCGUCGCUGAGUAGUAUUGAAUCGGCAAUCAAACUUAUUGACGUCAAAAAGGACGAACUCAAGAGAGCGUUCGAUGAUCUCCAAGCCAACUCUCAGCGCCUCUCUUCUUUCUCUAUCUCCUGGUCCGACCUCGACUCUCACUUCACCGCUCUUCAAAAUUCCGUCACUCAACGCUUCCGCAUCCUCCUGUCUCGCGAAGCCAUUCACAACCCAAUUGAUCACGUCCCCACUCUACCACUCGCCUCUAAACAGGGAGACCCAUCUGCUCCACACCCGUUAACCGAACAAGACCCAGUUGACUCGGUGGUUAAUCAGCCAUUAACUCAUCUUUUACCGUUGGAUAGUGAUAAACCAUCGUCUUCAAAUUCGUUGAGCGUGCAGUCCGAUGGUUCGGUUCCGCCGUCAGGCAACAUUGACUCGGUGGUGACUCGACCAGAACUGAAGGAAUUUUGUGAGAGAAUGGAUGGCAAGGGGUUGAGGAAAUACAUAAACGACCACGUAAAAGAGCGGGAAGCUAUCCGAAUGGAGCUUCCCGAUGCACUGCAGAGUGCUGCGGACCCUGGGGCAAUGGUUUUGGAUGCAAUGGAGGGGUUUUACGCUGAGAAUUUGCAUUCUAAAGGUGAGAAAGACCCUGAAUUGCUCGGAUUAAGGAGGGUUUGUGUGGUUUUAUUGGAGCAGUUAAUGGAAACUGGUUUAAGUUUCAGUGAAGAAGUGAGGGAGAGAGCAAAGAAGUUAGCUUUAGAGUGGAAAGGCAAGGUUAGGUUGCGCAAAGAUAACUCUUUGGAGACAUCGGCGUUUUUGCAUUUAGUGGCAACUUAUAGUUUGGGAGCUAUGUUUGAUAAAGAGGAGCUUGUUGGUUACUUCUUUACCAUUGCUAAAUUUCGUCAAGCUACCAUGUUGUGUAGGUCAAUUGGUUUAGGGGAGAAAGUUCAUGAUUUGAUUCAAAAACUUUUAGAUAGUGGCAAACAGUUGCUUGCUGUGAGAUUUAUAUUUGAGUUUGGGCUAGCAGAAAAAUUCUCACCUGUGCCUCUUUUGGAAGAGUAUCUGAAUGAGACAAAGAAGCUUGCUCAGCAAGUAUGCGAGAAUGGUAAGAAUACUCUCAAGUCACAGAAUGAGGCUGCUAGUAAAGAAAUUGGUGCCUUGAAAUCUGUCAUUAAAAUAAUUGAAGAGCACAAGCUAGAAACUCAAUAUUCACGGGAGCCCCUUCAGAAACGUAUUGAGCAGCUUGAGAAGCAGCUGGCAAACAGAAAACCCCCUGCAACACCUGCUGCACCCAAGCCUCAGCAGCCGCAGGCCAGUCAGCCGAUGGCUCAGCAGGCGAAGAAGAAGAAGAAGCAGGCACCAGGAAAGCAGCAACAGAGUGGCAACAAGCGUCCUAAAACAACUGCUAGUGUUGUUCAUGCAGCACCCUUAUUGAGUGCUGCUGGUUCAACUUCUGCAGUUGCUCCAUUCCAGCCACCUGGUUUAUUGCUGGAUCAUUCUGCUGCAUAUUUGAGCUCAUCACCCAUUCCUUUUGGCUUCCCAGGUCCCACUGCAGUUAAUCCUUAUGCCGGCCCAUCAGCUGCAAUGUAUGGUUUGGCAGGAGCACCUAUGGGUUUCCCUGUGAAUCCAAACUCCUCUGCAUCUCAUUUAUAUAAUUAUGAUAGGCUGCCUACUUACGGUGCAUAUGGUUUUCCACCACAAUUCCAUCCAUCUUACCAUCCAAAGUAGCUUGUGGCUUGGCAUUACUAGGAUAUUUCUUAUAUUUGUUGACCGACUAUUCUUGACAGGUUGAGGCUUCAUUUAUUGAUAAUUUUGCUAACUCGUCAUCAGAAGAUUUAUGUAAAUUAUGGUUUAGUUUUCAUUUUCAAUUUAGAAAACUGUUGCACCCUUACUCUUGUUUAUAUGAAAUAAAACAAGACAAGAUUGCUUGGAUUUGGAAA
Molecule: messenger RNA, 2028 nt
Organism: Gossypium raimondii (Peruvian cotton)
Lineage: Eukaryota; Viridiplantae; Streptophyta; Magnoliopsida; Malvales; Malvaceae
Product: FRIGIDA-like protein 1
Exons: 3
Coding region: 80-1816 (578 amino acids)
Source: RefSeq, a predicted model, not a curated record